Molecule: messenger RNA, 1167 nt
Organism: Ascochyta rabiei
Lineage: Eukaryota; Fungi; Ascomycota; Dothideomycetes; Pleosporales; Didymellaceae
Exons: 2
Coding region: 1-1167 (388 amino acids)
Biological process (GO): regulation of lipid storage
Cellular component (GO): endoplasmic reticulum
Source: RefSeq, a predicted model, not a curated record
AUGGCCAGCGCGCUGAAUUCGAUUAUGACGUCUCGGCUGAGUCGUUUCAGAUUUUCUGCCCCACAUCUGUGUAUAAUUGCAGGGGCAUCCCUCGGUGGCCUGCUCCUGCUGCGUCAUGUGUCAAGCUCUGUGAGGACCGACAGAGUCAAAACCAUCUUAUCGCCGAGAGAAACUGUACUACCAAAGCUUUCGACGAAAGAGAUCGAAGCACUGGCCUAUCCUCUCGAUGCUUUGCCUGGCGCACGAGAUGUGGACUCCCCGUUUGGCAGCACGAGAGUUUAUGAGUGGGGUCCUGAGGAUGGAGAGAAGAUACUCCUUAUUCAUGGCAUAUCCACGCCAAGCAUUGCCUUGGCUGACCUGGCUUACCUCUUCUCCCGCGGCUACUCCUCCGGACCGUCACCUCGCACACACCGCUACGACUCCAGCCUCUACACCUCCCAGAUCCACAUCUGCCUCCUCUCCUCACCCGUCCACUGGUCCACAUUUACCCUGAUCGGCUACUCCCUUGGCGGCGCCCUUGCCGCAGACUUCACAUCCUACUUCCCGCACCUAAUCAAGAGUCUAGUCCUCAUCGCGCCCGGCGGCCUAAUCCGCAGAAGCCACACGACUUGGAAGUCGCGGCUCUUGUACUCGACAUCCGGCCUACUGCCUGAAUCAUGGAUAGAGCAUCUGGUUGCGAAGAGAUUGUACACGGGGCCAGAGGAGGCGAGGAGUAUUGAGCCGGAACCAAACACUGUUGACAAUGCCGAGAUGAAGAGGGCGAGUCGCGGAGAUGCGGUUUAUGCUUCAUCGCAUCAUGCGCUUCUCCCUGCUUGUCCACACAGCACUGUUGGGGCCGUGGUUGAUUGGCAGAUUGCACAUCACGAGGGCUUUGUGCCGGCUUUCAUCAGCUCGAUUCGGUAUGCGCCUGUGCAUGGCGAGCAUGAGCGGUGGAGGGCCUUGGGGAGGAAUAUAGACGAUGGUGUUGGUGAGCUGAAGAAGGUGCAUGUGGUACUAGGUGAGACAGACCCUAUCAUCGUCAAGGAGGAGUUGAUGGAGGAUGCGAGGGAGUGUGUAGGAGAGGACAAUGUGGAGUUUAAGAUCGUGCACGGCGCAGGACAUGAAGUUGCUGUCGAGAGGGCGGACGAGAUCUUGACGGUUGUUGGGAGGGCCCUUGAGAAGUGGUGA